Molecule: messenger RNA, 912 nt
Organism: Alternaria atra
Lineage: Eukaryota; Fungi; Ascomycota; Dothideomycetes; Pleosporales; Pleosporaceae
Exons: 3
Coding region: 1-912 (303 amino acids)
Biological process (GO): mitochondrion organization
Cellular component (GO): SAM complex
Source: RefSeq, a predicted model, not a curated record
AUGUCUCAGACCGACGAUAGUAAUGUCACCACUACAAAUCUGAGAAGACAACCAUCUUCGCGCAGCAUAUUCUCCGUUCCUACACCAAUAAAGCAACUGUUCGACCAAUUCCCACUCGUCACGUACCCCGUCAAUGACUUCCCACAACGCGCUCCACGAUAUCACAAUGCUCAUGUGUUAUACGUCUUCACUACGGACGAAGGAGCGAUUCAAGGGGCACCAUCGCACAACCCAGCAUGCUUGAAGUGGCAGGCGUACCUCAAGUUUUCGAAGAUACCCUUUCGAAUUGCCUCUGCAAACAACCAUGCCUCUCCCAGCGGUUCACUACCUUUCGUAAUCCCGUCAUCCCCAGACCUGUACAAGCGAACACAACCCGUGCCAUCCAACAAACUGCAACGAUGGGCCAUGAACAACAGUGAGAAGGCAAUAGAAGAACCCGGAGAUGUGCGCUAUGAAGCAUACCUGAGUCUACUAGACCAUCGGAUACGGAGGGCUUGGCUCUACACCAUCUAUCUCUCCCCGAACUUCACCACCAUCGCCGAAUCCCUCUACAUUCUCCCAAGCUCCCGCAAUCCCUUUGUGCGCCUCGUCAUAUCUCGCGAACUACGUCUGGCAGCCGAGACCGAGCUCCUCAAGUUCUCAAGCAUCAUCAAUGACGAGACGCUUUACAACCAGGCAGACGAAGCAUUUGCAACACUAGAGGCACUUCUAGGCAAAGACGAUUGGUUCUUCGGCGCGCAAAGACCGGGCUUGUUCGAUGCUAGUGUCUUUGCGUACACGCAUCUACUAUUGGAUGAGGGACUGGGCAAGGGUUGGGUGGACACGCGUUUGCGUGACGCGCUAAUGGCGCGCAGACGCCUGGUCACGCAUCGAGACCGCAUACUAGCUGAGUAUUUCGAGCAGAAGUCUUGA